AUGUGUCUUCAACAGGCACAAGACACAGGAAACAGAAACAGGAGUCAUCAGCAGUCACAAGACACAGGAAACAGAAACAAGAGUCAUCAGCAGUCACAAGACACAGGAAACAGAAACAGGAGUCAUCAGCAGUCACAAGGUACAGGAAACAGAAACAGGAGUCAUCAGCAGUCACAAGGUACAGGAAACAGAAACAGGAGUCAUCAGCAGUCACAACAUACAGGAAACAGAAACAGGGGUCAUCAGCAGUCACAAGGUACAGGAAACAGAAACAGGAGUCAUCAGCAGUCACAAGGUACAGGAAACAGAAACAGGAGUCAUCAGCGGUCACAACAUACAGGAAACAGAAACAGGAGUCAUCAGCAGUCACAAGGUACAGGAAACAGAAACAGGAGUCAUCAGCAGUCACAAGGUACAGGAAACAAACAGGAGUCAUCAGCAGUCACAAGGUACAGGAAACAGAAACAGGAGUCAUCAGCGGUCACAACAUACAGGAAACAGAAACAGGAGUCAUCAGCAGUGACAAGGUACAGGAAACAGAAACAGGAGUCAUCAGCAGUCACAAGGUACAGGAAACAGAAACAGGAGUCAUCAGCAGUCACAAGGUACAGGAAACAGAAACAGGAGUCAUCAGCAGUCACAAUACAGGAAACAGAAACAGGAGUCAUCAGCAGUCACAACAAACAGGAAACAGAAACAGGAGUCAUCAGCAGUCACAAGGUACAGGAAACAGAGACAGGAGUCAUCAGCAGUCACAACAUACAGGAAACAGAAACAGGAGUCAUCAGCAGUCACAACAAACAGGAAACAGAAACAGGAGUCAUCAGCAGUCACAACAUACAGGAAACAGAAACAGGAGUCAUCAGCAGUCACAACAUACAGGAAACAGAAACAGGAGUCAUCAGCAGUCACAAGGUACAGGAAACAGAAACAGGAGUCAUCAGCAGUCACAACAUACAGGAAACAGAAACAGGAGUCAUCAGCAGUCACAACAUACAGGAAACAGAAACAGGAGUCAUCAGCAGUCACAACAUACAGGAAACAGGAGUCAUCAGCAGUCACAAGUACAGGAAACACCAGCAGUCACAGGUACAGGAAACAGAAACAGGAGUCAUCAGUCACACAGAAACACAACAUACAGGAAACAGAAACAACAGGAGUCAUCAGCAGUCAGCAGUCACAAGGUACAGGAAACAGAAACAGGAGUCAUCAGCAGUCACAACAUACAGGAAACAGAAACAGGAGUCAUCAGCAGUCACAACAUACAGGAAACAGAAACAGGAGUCACCAGCAGUCACAAGGUACAGGAAACAGAAACAGGAGUCAUCAGCAGUCACAACAUACAGGAAACAGAAACAGGAGUCAUCAGCAGUCACAACAUACAGGAAACAGAAACAGGAGUCACCAGCAGUCACAAGGUACAGGAAACAGAAACAGGAGUCAUCAGCAGUCACAAGGUACAGGAAACAGAAACAGGAGUCAUCAGCAGUCACAAGGUACAGGAAACAGAAACAUGUGUCCUCAACAGACACAAGUGACGGGGAAUAA
Molecule: messenger RNA, 1548 nt
Organism: Ylistrum balloti
Lineage: Eukaryota; Metazoa; Mollusca; Bivalvia; Pectinida; Pectinidae
Product: hornerin-like
Exons: 1
Coding region: 1-1548 (515 amino acids)
Source: RefSeq, a predicted model, not a curated record